AUGGUGAACACCCUGGGCAAUGGUGCGCCUCAGGCAGGCCUGACCAGCCAGCUGAAUGAGUGCACACUGUUCUUCCUGUACCUGGCCAUUGCCUCCUUUCUGGUCUGCUACCUGGAGAUCGCCAUGUGGAUGCUCACAGGAGCUCGGCAGGCCACGCGGCUGAGGCAGAAGUACAUGCAAGCCGUGCUCAGGCAGGACGCGGCCUUCUUUGACGUGCAUGCCAGGAGCGGAGACCUGCUGCAGGGCCUCAACGAGGACACCUCUGCCAUUCAGCUCGCCAUCGGCGAGAAGGUCUGCGCACACAUUGAGUUACGUGUGUCUUGCCCAUGCAGCAUUGGGUGGGACAUGACGCUAGUCAUCCUGGCAGCAACGCCAGUUCUGGCGGGUGUGGGCAUUGCGAUUGGCAUAGUCAUGGCGAACUUGGGCAAAAAGGCCUCGGACGCAUAUGCAAAGGCCAGCUCCAUUGUGGCAGAGAACCUGGGAAAUGUGCGCACCGUCCUGGCCUUCAACGGCGCAGACAGGGCCGUCAAAGCCUAUGAAGGGGCUCUGGAGGUGCCAAGGAAGAUGGGCGUGCAGCAGGGCAUCAUGCAGGGCAUCACCGUCGGCUUCACCAACUGCACCUUCCUCUGCUCCUACGCCCUCGCCUUCUGGUACGGAUCCACGCGCGUCCGCGCCGGCAAGUACGACGGUGGGGACGUCAUGAGUGUCCUAUUUGCAGCGCUCCUGGGCGGCUUUGCGCUGGGACAGGCCGCUCCCAACAUCCAGUUCUUCGCUGCCGCCAAGGUGGCCGGCGCUCGCGUGCUCGGCAUGAUCAACAGGAAGCCUGAGAUCGAUGACCAGGAGGAGGGGGAGCAGCCGGAGAGUGUGCAGGGCCACAUUGAGCUGAAGGGCGUGCACUUCAACUACCCGGCCCGCCCAGAGCUGCAGAUCUUCAAGGACUUCUCCCUCGACGUGCCCGCUGGCAAAACCGUCGCCCUUGUCGGGGAGAGCGGCAGUGGAAAGUCCACAGUCAUCCAACUGGUGGAGCGUUUCUAUGACCCUGACUUGGGCGCGGUCUUCAUUGACGGGCGUGACAUCCGCCAGCUGCAGCUCAAUUGGUACAGGCAGCAGCUGGGCAUUGUGAGCCAGGAGCCGACGCUGUUCGCGACCACCAUCCGGGCCAACAUCGCCUAUGGCAAGCCGGGCGCCACCGACGCCGAGAUCGAGGCGGCCGCGGCGUCCGCCAAUGCGCAUGGCUUCAUCUCAGCUCUCCCCAACGGGUAUGAGACGCAGAUCGGCGAGAAGGGGGUGCAGGUGUCGGGCGGGCAGAAGCAGCGGCUGGCGAUCGCGCGCGCUCUGCUGCGCAACCCGCGCGUGCUGCUGCUGGACGAGGCCACCAGCGCCCUCGACAACGCGUCCGAGCGCAUCGUGCAGGACGCCCUCUCCCGCCUCAUGGUCGGCCGCACCACAAUCGUCGUCGCGCACCGCCUCUCCACCAUUGCCGACGCAGACUCCAUUGCCGUUGUGAAGGGUGGGCGCAUUGUGGAGCAAGGCACGCACAAACAGCUGAUGGCGCUGCCCGAGGGAGCCUACGCAGCCCUGGCCAAGAUGCAGAUGGGCACUCCUGCCAGCAGCCCCCUCACCAAACAGGACCUUGAAGCAGAGACAGACAAGGAGACUGCUGCUGGCACCCCUGAAACUCCAAUCUCGCCUCAACAAUCCCUGGAGAAGCAGGGCCAGGCCGGUUUCGGGCGGCUGUGGCAGUACAACAGGCAGGAGUGGCCGCAUGGGCUGAUGGGCUGCGUGGGCUCCUUUGGCCUGGGCUUCAUGAUGCCCGGCAUGGCCUAUUGCAUGUCCUCCAUCAUUGCCGUCCUCUACAAUCCAGACCCAGCCCAGAUCCAGUCCCAGGUGUCCAAGUGGUGCGGAGUGUUUGCGGGCAUUGGCGGCGGCGCGGUCGUGAUGGGCGUGCUGCAGCAGUAUGGCUUUGCAUGCAUGGGCCAGAGCCUCACCAUGCGCCUGCGCGCACUCCUGCUCAGCUCCAUGCUCCGCCAGGAGGUGGGCUGGUAUGACAGGGAGGAGAAUGCAAGCGGAGCACUGGCAUCCCGCCUGUCCACCGACACUGCCGCCAUCCGGGGCGCCCUCGGCGACCAGGUGGGGUUGCUGGUGCAGAACCUGGUGACGUUUGCGGUGGCGUACCUGAUUGCCUUCUCGGCCGGCUGGAAGAUGACGCUGGUGGUCAUCGCCUCCAUCCCCCUCAUGAUCAUCGCAGGCGGCAUCCAGGCCUCUGUCAUGACCGGAUUCUCCUCCAAGGCGAGCGAGCUGUUCGAUGCAGCAAACCAGACUGCCUCGGAGGCGUUUGCAGCCAUGCGCACGGUUGCAGCAUUCCAGCUGGCGGGCCCCCUGUGCCGCGUGUACGAAGGGCUGCUGGCCAAGCCGCAGGCGGCUGUCUUUGCGCGCGCGCACGCCUCCGGCCUGGGAUUCGGCUUCAGCCAGUUUGCAGUGUUCUCCGUGUAUGCGCUGGCGUUCUGGUACGGCGGCCAACUCAUGCGCGCCGGCCAGAUGGAGUUUUCCCAGGUCCUCAAGGUGCUGUUUGCCAUCCUGCUGGCGGCACUAGGCAUUGCGCAGGCGCAGAUGUCAUUCCCGGACAUCACUCAGGCGGCCGCGGCCAUUGAGCGCGUCUUCGGCACCAUCGACCGCAGCCCCAGCAUCGACGCCCGAGACAGCUCUGGCAGGAAGCUGAGCUAUCUGGUGGGCGAUGUGGAGUUGCGCAAAGUGAGCUUCCGCUACCCGGCGCGGCCACAGGUCAGCAUCUUUGAGAACUUCAGCAUCCACGUCUCUGCAGGCACCAUCCUGGCGCUCGUGGGCCAGUCAGGGUCCGGCAAGUCCAGUGUGGUCAGCCUCAUUCAGCGCUUCUAUGACCCCCUCUCUGGACAGGUUCUGAUUGACGGCGUGGAUGUGAAAGAGCUCAACCUGCCAUGGCUGCGUCAGCAGAUGGCCCUUGUCAGCCAAGAGCCUGCUCUGUUCACGGGUUCAAUCCGGGACAACAUCGCGUACGGCUGCCCAGAAGCUACAGACGAGCAGGUGGUGGAAGCUGCCAACGCAGCAAACGCCAUGGCGUUCAUCAAGAAAGCACCAGCCGGCUUCCGCACACUGCUGGGAGAGGGCGGCGUACAGCUGUCGGGCGGCCAGAAGCAGCGCAUCGCCAUCGCACGCGCACUCAUCAAGAACCCCCGCAUCCUGCUCCUUGAUGAGGCCACGAGCGCGCUGGACGCAGAGAGUGAGGGGCUGGUACAGGAGGCGCUGCAGCGCAGCAUGCACGGCCGCACCACCAUCGUCGUGGCCCACCGCCUCUCCACCAUCCGCUCCGCCACCACCAUCGCCGUUGUACAGUCGGGGCGAAUCCUGGAGCAGGGCACCCACGAUGAGCUCAUGCGGGUGGCGGACGGCGCCUACGCGCUGCUGGUGCGCGCGCGGCAGCAGGAGCCGCCGCCGCCCAAGGCCGCCGACGACAGCCUCGAGGCCGCGGCCGCCGCCGAAGCGAAGGCCGCGGUGCCGCGCAAGUCCAUGGCGGCCCGCAAGAGCGUGGCCGCGAGAAAGAGUAUUGCCGCGCGCAAAAGUGUGGCGCCCGGCAGCCGGGCCGGGGGCGUGCGCGCGAGCGUGUUCGGCGGCGCCGAUCCGGAGUCGGCGGCCGGGAUGGCCGGAGGCGCGCGGCGCGGCGCGCGGACGAGCGUCGCAGGCGUCCAGAUUGCCGGGCAGGCUUUCAGCCGCAUGCGUGGGAGCGUGUUUGGUGGAUACUGA
Coccomyxa subellipsoidea C-169 is the source of this 3777-nucleotide messenger RNA. Its product is annotated as ATP-binding cassette transporter. The transcript has 24 exons. The record is from RefSeq and is a predicted model, not a curated record. NCBI's taxonomy places the organism in Eukaryota, Viridiplantae, Chlorophyta, Trebouxiophyceae, Coccomyxaceae. Gene Ontology annotation, cellular component: membrane. Bases 1 to 3777 code for a protein of 1258 amino acids. Gene Ontology annotation, biological process: transmembrane transport. Gene Ontology annotation, molecular function: ATP binding; ABC-type transporter activity; ATP hydrolysis activity.